AUGGAAUCCGGCAAACAUGCCGAGCCGCAUCACGCCGACUCUGUCCCCGCCGACUACUUUGAUAACGAAGGAUGUGCAGCGCUUACUCGUACCCUAUCUCAGCUUAGCCAAACGCAAAACGACGCUCAAGGGAAACCAACUGGAGAUCACUCUUCUGGGUUGGGAACGCUAGUUGAGAAUGGGGCCGAGGAAGAGAAAUUUGACUUUGCGGAACGUCUUCGUACCGCUCUCGAUCGCAUGGACGAAGAAGGAAUUAAACAUCGUGAACUAGGUGUCGGCUUUGUGGACCUGACUGUUCGCGGCCUGGGUGCAACAGCCAAAUACCAAGAAACAGUUCUCUCUAUGCUCUCUCCUGUACAAUGGAUGCGCAAUCUGAACAACCUGCGCCAUCCACCUGUGAAAGAUAUUCUCAACGGAUUCACCGGAACAGUAAAGAGCGGCGAGAUGUUAUUGGUUGCUCUACCUUCCUUAAGGUACUGGCAAACCAGCGACAAGGGUAUCACCAAGUCUUGGGCGACGUCUCCUAUGACGGAAUGCGCCCCGACCAUCUCGCUAAACACUACAGAGGAGGCAAACGUCGGGUAUUCACCCGAGGACGACACACACUUUCCGUCUCUCUCGGUAAAGAACACUCUCACCGUUGCCGCCAAGAUGCGUACACCCCAGAACCGCGUCUACAACACCACCCGAGCCGAGUUUAUUGAAGGCAUGGUACAAACCUUGGCCACUGUCUUUGGUCUUCGACAUACUUUCAAUACUCCAGUCGGUAAUGAGGCGAUCCGGGGUGUGAGCGGCGGUGAAAAGAAGCGAGUGAGCAUCGCGGAGAUGAUGGCUUCACGAGUACGCAUUGGAUGCUGGGAUAACUCGACUCGGGGACUGGAUUCUAGCACAGCGCUCGAGUUCGUUCGAGCCCUUCGCAUCGCUACUGAUGUUGGCCGCGCGACCACUGUCGUUACCAUCUAUCAGGCGUCCGAGUCUCUUUAUAAGCUCUUUGACAAGGUCUGCGUAAUCUACUCCGGAAAGCAAAUCUACUAUGGUCCAGCCGACCGUGCACGCCAAUACUUCAUCGAUAUGGGUUGGGAACCUGCACCUCGUCAGACCACAUCCGAUUUCCUGGUAGCCGUCACCGAUCCUCUCGCUCGCACACCUCGUGCUGGCUGGGAGAACCGCGUACCUCGCACUGCCGACGAAUUCGUUGCUUACUGGAGCAAGAGCCCCGAGGGACAGGCGAAUCAUACCGAGGCAACCCGCUAUCUCCAAACGCCUGAACAUGACAUUGCUCCCAAGAUCCAACAUUACAAGGAGUCGGCCCGCGCUGAACGAGCAAAGACGGCUCAUCCCAAGAGUUCAUAUACAGUCUCGCUCGCCAUGCAGGUCCGCGGCAUCAUGCUUCGUCGUCUUCAGAUCCUUCGCGGCGAUAUGGCAGCCCAGAUCGUGAUGAACGUGGUGUUCAUGCUUCAGGCGGUUAUCAUGGGUAGUGUGUUCCUCAAGAUGCCGGUGGCUACGAGCGCGUACUUCUCGCGUGGUGGUGUUUUGUUCUUUUCGGUUCUCUUUGGUGCUUUGAGUGGAAUGGCUGAAAUUGCUGCUAUGUAUUCGCAACGUCCGAUUGUGGCAAGGCAUCAAAAGGCCGCUAUGUACCAUCCGUUUGUUGAGGCCCUGGCAUUGACUGUUGUUGAUAUUCCUAUUACAUUUGUUACACAAGUUUUCUUUGGUAUUAUCUUGUAUUGGAUGACGGGUCUUCAAAAGGACGCUGCUAAAUUCUUUAUAUUUUUACUUUUCACUUUCCUAAUGACCCUCACGAUGAAAGCGUUCUUCCGAGCUCUUGCGGCCAGUUUUGCCCGAGAGUCGACAGCGCAAGCUGUCGCAGGUAUUGGCACAUUGAUUCUGGUUCUCUACACCGGUUACACCAUCCCGAAACCCACCAUGAUUGGCGCAUUGAAAUGGCUCACGUAUAUCAACCCCAUUCGCUAUGGUUUCGAGGCGUUGAUCGUGAACGAGUUCCACGGGUUGAAGGGUGAAUGCUCGCACUUUGUACCUUCGGGUCCUGGAUACGAGGGUGUUAGCAUCCAAAAUCAAGUGUGUACUACUGUCGGCUCCGUCCCUGGCCAGACGUUCGUCGACGGAGAUGCAUUCGCUGCUGCGUCGUACGACUAUCACUACAAGAACUUGUGGAUGAACUUCGGCAUUGUCAUUGCUUUCUGGAUUGCCUUUGUUUCCUGGUUCCUGGCUGGUACUGAGCGCGCAGGACAUACCUCUGGAGGGGUCACCCAAUUAGUCUUCAAACAAAACGCCAAGAUCCCGUCCCUCGACUCGCCUACAUCCAGAAGUGAUACCGAAAAGGGAUCAAUCUCUCCCGAUGCUAUCGCUGAAAAGAAGCAAGCCGAGGCUCAUGCCGCUCAGAACAAGCUCGUCAAGGCCAACGCCGUGUUUUCGUGGAAUCACCUCAACUACGACAUUGAUAUUGGUGGUGGCAAGAAGAGGCGUCUGUUGGAUGAUGUUUCCGGCUUUGUUGCUCCCGGCAAGAUGACUGCGCUUAUGGGCGAAAGUGGUGCUGGCAAGACUACUCUAUUGAAUGCGUUGGCGGAGCGAGUUAGCAUGGGUGUGAUCACUGGCGACCGGUUUGUCAACGGCAACCCACUACCGAAGGACUUUGCGGCUCAAACCGGCUAUGUCCAACAAAUGGAUAUUCACUUGGAAAGUACGACCGUCAGGGAAGCUCUGAUGUUCUCGGCUCAGUUGAGGCAACCUGCAAGCAUUCCUAUGGAAGAAAAGAGCGCUUACGUCGAAGAGGUUAUCAAGAUGUGUGCCAUGGAGUCGUAUGCAGAUGCUAUAGUCGGUAUCGUCGGCGAAGGUCUGAAUGUCGAGCAACGCAAGCGGUUGACUAUCGGUGUCGAGCUGGCGGCUAAGCCGCAACUGCUCCUUUUCCUUGACGAGCCUACCUCCGGUCUUGACUCCCAAUCCGCAUGGGCCAUCAUCGAGUUUUUGAGAUCCUUGGCUGAACAAGGACAGGCCAUCUUAUGCACCAUCCAUCAACCAUCCUCGGAGCUUUUCCAGUCCUUCGAUCGUCUCCUCCUCUUGCGCAAAGGCGGCCAGACCUGCUACUUUGGUGACUUGGGCGAGAAUUCUUCAACCUUGAUCUCUUACUUUGAACGCAACGGAGCUCGUAAAUGCCAGUCUGACGAGAACCCUGCGGAAUAUAUGCUCGAUGUCAUUGGCGCUGGGGCAACUGCUACAAGUGAUAUCGAUUGGCAUGCGACCUGGAAGGCAGCUCCCGAGUCAUCCGCUCUCGAACAAGAGCUAACAAAGAUGCACUCUCAAGGGCGAAGCAAUACCGAGGCCUCCAGUAACGAGCAACCUGAGUAUGCAACUGGCUAUAUGAACCAGCUCUCAGCUCUCUUGGUCCGAGCUUUCCGCCACUACUCCCGCAACCCAAUCUACAUCAUGAGCAAGAUUGUCUUGAACGUCGCGUCAGGUCUCUUCAUCGGCUUCACUUUCUUCAAGGCCAACGACUCGAUUCAGGGAUCUCAGAACAAACUUUUCGCUAUGUUCAUGUCUACCAUCCCCGCCGCAUCUCUUAGCAAUCAGCUCCAGGUUCAGUUCAUCAACUUUAGGAAUAUCUAUGAGAACCGCGAGAAACAGAGCAAGAUGUACUCCUGGGCUCCUAUGGUUACUACCAGCAUUUUGGUAGAGCUCCCUUACAAUAUUCUUGGUUCUUCGCUUUAUUUCUUGUGCUGGUAUUGGACUGUUGGGUAUUCUAGUGUGGCCGAUCGCGCCGGAUAUACAUUCAUGCUUCUCUGCAUCGCAUUUCCGCUCUACUAUACCACGUUCUCGCAAGCAGUCGCUGCAAUGGCUCCCAAUGUUAUGAUUGGUGGUCUCCUCUUCAGCUUCUUCUUCUCCUUCACUAUGAACUUCAACGGCGUGCUCCAACCCUACUCACAGCUCAUUCCCUUCUGGAAGUGGAUGUACCGUCUGUCUCCUCUUACCUACCUUAUUGAGGGGUUGCUUGUCAACGGCAUCGGAAAGAUGGACCUCACUUGUUCGCCUACUGAGAUUCAGACCAUCGUUCCUCCUUCGGGCCAGACCUGUUCGUCAUACAUGAACCAAUACAUCACCGCGGCCGGAGGCUAUCUUGUGAACCCUGAUGCCUCGUCGGAUUGCCAGUUCUGCCCACAGAGCACCACUGAUACUUAUCUUGCUUCGCUGAACAUGUCGUACUCCCAUCGCUGGAGAAAUGUUGGUAUUAUGAUUGCAUUUGCUGCCUUCAAUGUCUUCCUGGUGUUCAUUUUCACAUGGUUCUUCCGUGUCCACCGUGGUAAUCCAUUCUCGCGUAGAAAGUAG
Messenger RNA from Rhizoctonia solani, 4338 nucleotides. Its product is annotated as ABC-2 type transporter. Lineage: Eukaryota; Fungi; Basidiomycota; Agaricomycetes; Cantharellales; Ceratobasidiaceae. Gene Ontology annotation, cellular component: membrane. Gene Ontology annotation, molecular function: ABC-type transporter activity; ATP binding; ATP hydrolysis activity. The transcript has 25 exons. The record is from RefSeq and is a predicted model, not a curated record. Gene Ontology annotation, biological process: transmembrane transport. The coding region runs from base 1 to 4338 and encodes 1445 amino acids.